This is a messenger RNA of Struthio camelus australis, 1466 nucleotides long. It is a transcript of the gene RNF26, whose product is annotated as ring finger protein 26. The record is from RefSeq and is a predicted model, not a curated record. Gene Ontology annotation, molecular function: ubiquitin protein ligase activity. Gene Ontology annotation, biological process: protein ubiquitination; ubiquitin-dependent protein catabolic process. Lineage: Eukaryota; Metazoa; Chordata; Aves; Struthioniformes; Struthionidae.
CGCGCCGCGGCUAGCGCGCUCGCCUGCUGGAACGGACUGCUCCUCUGCUUGGCGUCCCUGGCCGAGGCGGCGUGCUACCUGGCGCUGGGUGUCGUGCACGGCCUUGCCGGCCUGCUGCGCAGCUGCUGCUCCAGCCUGGAGGGGCUCAAGGUGGUGGGGCACCUCCUCUCUCAUCUGGCGCUGCGGAGCAAGGAGUUGCUCCACCGCGGGCUCUGCAACCUGCUCGGCUCUGGCCAGACCUUGGUGAGGCAGGUGUGCGAGGGCCUGGCCAUUGGCAUGAGCCUGCUCGCGUACUUCGUUAACAGCAUCAUCAACAUGUGCCUCAUCGGCAUGCAGAACCUCUUCACCUUGCUGGUGGCCCUGUGGGAUUCAAUCGUCAGCCCCUUCCUGAGAGUCACCGACCUCCUGGCCGCUUUCCUCGCGCAUGUCUCCAGCAGCGCCAUCGCCGUGUCCAUUCUGCUGUGGUCGCCUUGCCAGCUGGCCUUCGAGAUCCUGGCCUCCAUCACCAAGCUCUUGAUCAACGUCUUCUUUGUGAAUAUCUAUGGCCUGGUCUUGCUCAUCCUUAUUAUUGUCGUCAGCACUUUUGUCUUCAACCCCGGGCUGCUGUGGAUGCUGGCAGGCCAUGUGCUUGGGUACUUGAACACGCUGCCAUCCUACCACCGCCUGCAGAGGGAUGCGUGGCGGCUCUAUCAGGUGGCGCUCCUGACGCUGGGCAUGGUCAUGACCUCUCAGGCCUGGCGCAGGUUGCUGGACUGGAGUCUCCAGGUGGCCAACUGGAGCAGAGGAGGCAGAACGAUGAACCAGGCGAGCAAUCAGCGAGGGGCAGCCAUGCCUGCCUCAAGACCAGCAGCUCCUGGCAGGGGGGUGCUGGCAGGGGGCGGCCAGCUGGCAGGUGGGGAGCACGAGGACCAGCCAGACGUGGAGCAGGUACCACAUGCGCGCCCGGCUCUGAGUCGAAGCACUGUUACAGGACAGCGUCUCCAGGCACCCAGGGAAGAACCGAGCACCUCCUGGGGGAAAGCUCCAAGGAGAGGGCAGCUGAACGCAGCAGCUGGGGAUGGUGAGGCUGCUCUGGACGAUGACCCCUGGAUGCUCCUGAAGGAACAAGAGGAACGUAAGAAAUGUGUCAUCUGUCAAGACCAAACCAAGACAGUCCUGCUCCUGCCUUGCAGGCACCUGUGCCUAUGUCAGGAGUGCACAGAAGUCCUCCUCCAGCAGGCCAUCUACCAGCGCAACUGCCCGCUGUGUCGCCAGAUGAUCCUGCAGACGCUCAAUGUGUACUUGUGAACCCAGGAGCGAGUAGCUUGGGCUGUUUUUCCAGAAGGUCAAGGACCAUCCCUGUUGCUGCCUCUCACCUGGAAGCAGAAUCACUCUUCCCAGUGCUGCCUCGAGUUUUCCAAAGAGCUAAGGAUGAUGCUGAAAGGGGAAGAGGCUGUUGGGGGUGUCUGUCAGCCACACUUGGUAUU